AUGGUAAGUGACACCGAAAAUCCAUUACAUGAAGGCACAAUCAAUGAUUUUGUCGACUACAAGGGCCAUCCUGUCUCCAAAUCCAACCCUUGUGGCUGGAGAUCGGCUUCUUUCGUUUUAGGCGUAGAAGUGACAGAGAGCUUUGCAUUUUUUGGGCUUGCAUCAAACCUUAUAACGUAUUUAAGAGGCCCACUUGGUCAGUCAGAUGCUACAGCAGCUGAGAAUGUUAAUGCAUGGUGUGGCGCUGCCUCGUUGCUGCCUCUUGUUGGGGCCAUAAUUGCUGAUUCUUUUCUUGGCCACUAUCGAACUGUUGUUAUUGCUUCUCAAUGGAGAAUAGGCAGACCAGGGAAGCUGAUCAUAGAACCUUGGCCCAUGAAGGUUGUGACCAAUUCAAGUAAGAGAUACUCUAUGCAAAAAACUGGAAUUUCAUUGUUGUCUAGAGAAAGUAGUUCCUUGACCUGGACACUUGAAUCCUCUAAUGUCAUAGGUUCCUCAACAGAGCCUUGCUUGUGCCGGAUUGCUCAGGAAAAGAUGGGUGCAGUAUCGAUGAGGUUCAAGAAGCAAAGGCAGUUUUUAAGUCUUAUUCCUAUAUGGGCUACAAAUCUAUUAUAUGCCAAUGUAGAUGCACAAUGCUUAACAUUUUUCACCAAGCAAGGAGCCACUAUGUAUAGAACAAUUGCAUCAGGCUUCAUAAUACCAGCUGCUACACUUCAAUCGUUCACAAGCCUCACCAUCGUUAUAUUAGUCCCUAUCUAUGAUCGCAUCUUUGCCCCUUUAUUAAGAGCUUUAACUAGGAAACCCACUGGAAUUACAAUGCUUCAAAGAAUUGGAAAUGGGUUUUUCUCAGCUACCAUUUCAAUGGUGGUUGCAGCUCUAGCUGAACUGAAAAGACUCAAAACAGCUGAAGAAUAUUGGCUCGUUGAUCUGGCAAAUGUUACAAUUCCAAUGAGUGUAUGGUGA
Molecule: messenger RNA, 960 nt
Organism: Dovyalis caffra
Lineage: Eukaryota; Viridiplantae; Streptophyta; Magnoliopsida; Malpighiales; Salicaceae
Source: the annotation of a GenBank genome assembly